Molecule: messenger RNA, 632 nt
Organism: Paramecium primaurelia
Lineage: Eukaryota; Ciliophora; Oligohymenophorea; Peniculida; Parameciidae
Source: the annotation of a GenBank genome assembly
AUGAAAAUAAUAUGGUUAUUGAUUGCCAUCUUAAUAGUGGCAAAUGCACAAUAAGUAUUUUUGGGAUAAAUCUAAAAAGGACUCUUGUUAUGAAGUUGAUCCAAAGGAUCCUCCUAGAAGAAAAGAAAAAAUCCCUUUAAUUUAUCAUUCUGGAUGGACUCAAGAAUUAGUUGUUGCAAAACCUAAGGGUAACAGGCCUUAACCAUAAGAGUACAUGAAUUAAGAAUAUAUUGAUUAACAUUUGAAGUAUUUCAGAUAUGGGGCAUCAUUCAUUAUCACAACAGCAUGGUUGGAUAAUAAUGGUAGAGAAUUUGUAGGAAAUAAAAAUGGUAUAUUUGUGAUACCUAAAUCCUAAAUGGAUUAACUCUUAAAUACAGCAAAUGGCAAUUUAUCAAUCGUUGAGAAAAAUCUAGGAGUUAAUCCAGGAAGUUGGUAAUUUAGGAGAUUGAGUCGAAUUGAUGUUCCUUUUCCUGAAAAGUUUAAUGUUAGAAUGCCAACUGGAAAUGAGGUUGGAGCUAAUUAGUAUUGGAGACCUGGUGGAGUAUUACCAAAUGGAUUAUUGGAGGCAGUCAUUGACAUGGUUCCAAAAAGUGAUUAUUAAGAAUUCUAAUUGAAUCUAUAAUGAAAUGGCA